AUGCCUAUCCGACCUGCGAACUUUGCAGAUCUGCUACCAGCAGCACAUGUCUGCGCGAAGGCAUUCGCAAACGAAGAUCUGUUCGGCAUAAAAAUCCACCCAAACAGAUCAGUUUUCCCGGGCGACAUGUAUCUAUUCUUCCUACGAGGACUGCGAAAUGANUUUUUCGAUGGCCGCACUACAGUCAUGGUUUCGCAUCUCGAGGGUCAGUUGACCAGCAUAACUGGUGUUGCAGUCUGGAUACGCAAAGGGCCUGGUGGAGAUCGCAUGGCUGCGUCCCAAUCAUGGCUGGCAUGGUUCACGGGACGCUUCAUCAUUCCAACAUACAACUAUCUUGAAUCUCUUGUCUGGCCCAACCGUGCCGCCGAUCCAGCUAUGGUUGAUGUCCUGGACCGCGCCAUGCCGUUCACAGAACACUACUGGAAAACUCCCGAACGCCUUGAGAAUUGGUAUCUGUCUCUCCUGGGCACUGGUCCUGAGUAUCAAGGUCAUGGUUAUGGCAAGGAGUUGCUUAAGUGGGGUAUGGAGCGCGCUGCUGAAGAAGGUAUUUGUGUAUCUUUGGUCAGCGCGAAUAAUAAGCAUGGCUUCUACAAACGAUGGGGUGUGGAUCAAGAGGUGGGAUAUGGUACUGAAGGUGGAGAGGAGAAUCCGAUUCAUGAUGUUCCUGGUGGCAUGAUUCUUUUCUCUAAGAGAUUGGGAAAGCAAUAA
Messenger RNA from Aureobasidium musti, 708 nucleotides. Lineage: Eukaryota; Fungi; Ascomycota; Dothideomycetes; Dothideales; Saccotheciaceae. The record is from the annotation of a GenBank genome assembly.